GGCGCGUGCGCAUAACUUGAAUACUGCUUGCUGGAUCGUGUACCCACUUUUGUCGUUGUUUGUUUCCAUUCAGCAAAUUUUUGUCGUUUCCCUUCACGUUUUACACUGCAUCCCUAUCCUCUAGAGAACACGCGAUCCAUGACGGCAUCGCUGCACAAUGGCUGUCGUGUCGUGGAAAGAGGCGCUGCUGCUUACUGGCCUGGUGUUGGCGUGCUACUGGAACAGCCUGUCGUGCGGCUUCGUGUUUGACGAUGUCUCGGCCAUCCUCGACAACAAGGACCUGCGGCCCACCACGUCAUUGAAGAAUCUCUUUCUCAAUGACUUUUGGGGUACGCCUAUGGCAGAGGAACGUAGCCACAAGUCCUACCGGCCGCUUACGGUGCUCACCUUCCGCCUCAACUAUCUGCUGAGCGAGCUGAGCCCAGCCUCCUACCACCUGCUUAAUGUUGCCCUACAUGCCGCAACCUGCCUGCUUUUCCUGCGUGUGUGCCGCCUCUUCCUGGACCGCACCUCCGGCCUGGUGGCGGCGCUGCUAUUUGCCGUGCACCCCAUCCACACAGAAGCGGUGACCGGUGUGGUUGGCAGAGCUGAACUCCUGUCGUCAAUCUUCCUCCUAGCUGCUUUCUUGGCUUACACCAAAUCGACUGGCGCAGACCACUCCAUAGUGUGGGCUCCCAUCGCUCUGACCGUUGCGCUGGUGGCGGCAGCGACACUGUGCAAAGAGCAGGGAAUUACCGUCGUCGGCAUCUGCUGCGUGUACGAGGUGUUUGUGGCACAAGGGUUCACCUUACCGGUGCUGCUGGACACGCUGAGGCAAGCUUUACGGGGUAAGGGCGCCUUCCCGUAUGCCGUCCUCCAGAUGUUGCUGAAGCUCAUCGUGCUGGUCAUCAGCACGCUGCUGCUCGUCAUAGUGCGUGUCCAGGUCAUCCAGUCGCAGUUACCCGUCUUCACCAGAUUUGACAACCCGGCAGCCGUCAGUCCGACGCCAACCCGCCAGCUGACCUUCAACUACCUGCUGCCCGUCAACGCGUGGUUGUUGCUCAACCCGUCCGAGUUGUGCUGCGACUGGACCAUGGGCACCAUUCCCUUGGUGGAGUCUGCGCUGGACCAGCGCAACCUGGCCACGCUGCUCUUCUACGUCCUCCUGGGCCUGCUGGCGUACCGCAGCAUCACCUGCUCACGCAGCUCUGCUAAGACGGUCGUCAUGGCAUUGUCUCUGAUCGUCCUGCCCUUCAUUCCUGCAUCCAACCUUUUCUUCCCGGUGGGGUUUGUCGUGGCUGAGAGGGUCCUGUAUGUCCCCAGCAUGGGUUUCUGCGUGCUGGUAGCGCACGGAUUCAAGGUCGUCUCGCACAAAGGGUACCUGAAGAAAAUUUCCUGGCUGAUGAUCGGCGUGCUGCUGACAACGCACGCAGUGAAGACCUUCAACAGGAACUGGGAUUGGGAGUCGGAAUAUACUUUGUUCAUGUCAGCUCUGAAGGUGAAUAAGAACAACGCCAAGCUGUGGAACAAUGUCGGCCACGCGCUGGAGAACCAGAACGAUUAUGGCAGAGCGCUGCGCUAUUUUCUGCAGGCCACUUCCGUGCAGCCUGAUGACAUUGGCGCCCACAUGAACGUCGGGAGAACCUACAAGAACUUGAACAAGGCCAAAGAGGCUGAAGAUGCCUAUUUAGUUGCCAAGUCCCUCAUGCCGCAGAUUAUUCCCGGUAAGAAGUAUGCCACGCGCGUGGCCCCCAACCAUCUCAACGUCUACAUUAACUUGGCCAAUCUGAUUCGUGCAAACGAGUCCCGGCUGGAGGAAGCCGACCAGCUUUAUCGACAGGCCAUCAGUAUGAGGCCUGACUUCAAGCAAGCGUACAUAAGCAGAGGGGAGCUGCUGUUGAAAAUGAACAAGCUGACCGAGGCACGCGACGCAUACUUGCGCGCGCUGGAGCUGGACCGAGCCAACGCCGACCUGUGGUACAACCUGGCCAUUGUGCACAUCGAGAUGAAGGAGCCGUCAGAGGCGCUGCGCAACUUUGAGCAGGCGCUGCAACUCAGCCCACGCCACAAGCUGGCGCUCUUCAAUUCCGCUCUCCUCAUGCAGGAGUCAGGUGAACCCAAGUUCUGGCCCGAGGCCAACCGCCGCUUCCUGGCUUACGUGGAGGAGGAGCCGGAUGACGCAAAUGGCUACUUCAACUUGGGCAUGCUCGCCAUGGACGCCGAGGAAAAUGUGGCGGCGGAGCGCUGGAUGCACAAGGCCAUCGCGCUGCAGUCGGGCUUCCGCUCGGCACUCUUCAACUUGGCGCUGCUCUACUCGCAGUCGCGCCGCGAGGUGGAGGCGCUACCCGUGCUGGAUGAACUGCUGCACCACCAUCCGGAGCACAUCAAGGGCCUAAUCCUCAAAGGCGACAUCCUCAUGAACCACAAGAAGGACACGGCUGGCGCCAAGGCCUGCUUCCAGCGCAUUCUGCAGAUGGACCCGGGCAACGUGCAGGGCAAACACAACCUCUGUGUGGUCUACUUUGAGGAGCGUGACCUGCCCCGGGCUGAGCGUUGCCUGGAGGAGACGCUGGCACUGGCGCCGCACGAGGAGUACGUCCGGCGCCAUCUGAACAUCGUCAGGGGCAAGAUGGCGGCUAUGAGCGCGGCCGGGCAGCCCCUAGCGGAGGAGGAAAAGCCGACAACGGCGGAGGAGGAAAGGCGGAGUCCCCGAGGCGAGAAGAAUGCGAGGAAAUCCUCCGCAGAACCUGAUCAAUCAGAGCUGGACGCCGGCCAGCCCGACAGACGGACUGCGGCCAAAUCCGCCGAGCAGACAAGCGACAUCGAGCAGAAGCGUGCUGCCGCUUUGAAAAGGCUGGAGGAGAUCGAGCUCAUUUUAAGCGGCAACUGACCACAAUCUGCUCUUCUUUUCUUGCAUUUUUUUUAAGAGCUGGGACUAUUUUUACACAAAACAUUUUUUUUUUUCUUUUUGGACAAAGCCAAUUAAUUCCAAUGAAGUUCGGACAUUGUGUUCUAUAGAAAUCAAAUGUUCAACCUAUAUUUAAUUGAAUACACUACAAAGACAAGAGAUUUAAUGUUCAAGCAGAUAAACUUUGGUGUUUUUCUCAAACAAUCAUUAACUUAGAAUUUGAUGGCUGCAACACCUUCCAAAGAAAGCUGGCACAGGUGGCAAAAAAGACUGAGAAAGUUGAGGAAUGCUCAUCAAACACCUGUUUGGAACAUCCUACCGGUGAAUACGCGAACUGGGAACAGGCGGGUGCCAUGAUUGGGUAUCAAAGGAGCUUCCAUGAACUGCUCCGUUCUUCACGAGCAAAGAUGGGGCGAGGUUCGCCUCUUUGUGACCCAUUGGCUGAGAAAAUAGUGAAAAAAGUUUAAGGACAAUAUUUCUCAAUGUACAGUUGCAAGGAAUUUGCGGGUUUUCUUCAUAUACGGCCAAUCAAAAGUUUUAGAGAAUCUGGAGAAAUCAUUGCAUGUCAGCGGUAAGGCCGAAAACAAACACUGACUGAUUCCCUCACGCUGCAUCCAAAAAAAAAAUAAAUAAAAAAUCAUCUCUGUGUAAGGGAUAGCAUCACAUGGGCUCAGGAAUACUUCAGAAAACCAACCCCAGUAAAUAGAGUUCGGCGCCACAUCCGAAAGUGCAAUUUAGAACUUUGCAAAGCAAAACCCGUUUAUCAAAGCAAAAGCCAUUUAUCAACAACACCCGGAAACGCCUCUGGCUUCUCUGGUCCCGAGCUCAUUGAAGAUGGACUAAAAAUUGUUCUGUGGUCUGACGAUUCCACUUUUCAAAUUGUUUUGGGAAAUUUGAGAUGUCGUGUCCUUCCGGGAGGCAAAGAAACCAUCCAGGCUGUUUUUGUGUGCAAAGUUCAAAAGCCAGCAUCUCUUCUGGUAUGAGGCUGUGUUACUACCAAUGGCGUAGCUAACUUACACAUCUGUGAAGGCACCAUUCAUGCGCAAAGGCACAUACAGGUUUUGGAGGAAAAUAUUGUUGUCUUUUUCGUUGAUGCCCCCCACUUAUUUCAGCAUGACAAUUCCAAACCACUAUGUGCAAGGUGUGGCUUCCAAAUAAGAGUGCCGGUACUACACUGACAUGCCUGCAGUCCAGACCUGCCUCCCAUUGAAAAUGCAUGGCUCAUUUUGAAUCGUAAAAUACAACCCCACCUCCACCCCCGUUCAACAGUCUGGGGGGUCGCAGCCAUAAAAUUCUAAGGUAAUGAUUAUUUGCCAAAAACAAAGUUGAUCAUCUCGUCUUUGGAGCGUAUACAAUUAAAUAUACCGUAGGUUGAACAUGAUUUGCAAACCAUUGUGCUCUGUUUUUGUUUGUUGAUACAACACAACUUCCCAACUUCAUUGGACUUAGGUUUGUACUAAUAAUACUUCUGCUCCUGUAUUCUUCACCCUUUGUUCUCUAGACACAGUGCAACCCCGUCGGGGAUAGGAACUGAGACUUACUGCGAAUAACUAAAAACUUGUAACCGAUGCCCCCAAAUGCUUAUAAUUACCCGUACUAAUUGUUUUAACCAUCACUAUACCACCCACUAUAAUCUCACAACACGUUAAUACUAUUUCAAACUCUUCUUCUCAUCUCAUAUUACUCUUAAAUGAUUCACAAUCACGCCAGAUAUGUACACGCACAGGCAAUGAAGACUCGUGACUUCCACUGUCGACCCAGGCUAAACUUAGCUCCUCCCUGACAUCUCUCGGUUGAGCUGUAUCACUUGAACAGACUAACUUUACACCAAGUACUACUUUCCUAUCAGCCCGGGCUUUGCCGCCAUUUUGUCAUCUUAGAGCAUCAAAAGCACAAAAAGGUGAGUUUCCUGCAAUUAGCAAAGGAUAGGUUCCACAGGGGGUGGGGGGAUGGGAAUAGGUCCAUUUGUGAAUAGCGUACUGCAAAUAGACGGGCUUAUUUCUACUUGCGCCAAAAAGAGAAACUUGAACGUCAUCAAGGGGAAAUAGAAAUUGAGACUUUUACAUAUUUUCGGGGGCCACGAUGUGCGGAAAUGUGGGCACACCACCAGUAAAGCCCAAGUGCAGCUUGUAUUUCCAGCCACAAACGGGUGCCACCUAUAAAUCUCUUCAGUGUGGGAAAUGUAUCACGCAAAGUGUUGUCGCAGACUUUAUUGCCUCUGUUUUCUGUUUUAUGGCACGGCAUUAAACUUUACUACCCACAUAACAAUUUUAGCCCAAUUUAAUUAUGCAGUGGAUACCCAAUUUCAUGUUUGAUGAGCGAGCAGUUUCCGAAGUGGAAUUUUCCCCAAAUUCUGCAGUGCACCACUGAAAUGAUGAUGAAACAGGACUUUUUAUAAACUUUGCAUCACAUAUGGUUCAAGUGUGCUUCAAUUUUGGCAGCAAUCAGACAAACUCUUUCAGAGUCGGUUUUUUUCAUGGACCCCUGGUAGGCUUCCAUUUCCUUUAGGGCAAGGCCUUUGCAAAAUUCUGUUUCUGCUCAUGAUAGACAUGCUUACCGAAUUCAACGAGGCUAGAUCGAAUUAGCUUUGCGGGCUAAAAAUUUGAAAAACAUCUGAGGUGUCCUACCGAACCAGUGUUCAAAUCGUAAAACUUUGCCGCCAUGCUCCACCCACAUGCAACGAUCAAUCUUUACAUUUUAGCAUUUAGCCAUGUCGAGCAUAUGUGCUUCCAAUUUGAUCAGCGAGCAGGCCAAGUUGUCACUACUGGAAUACCAUUUUCCUUUCAUUUGGAGCAUUCCUUUGACACUUUUUCUGUGGGUCUCAUGACAGACGUGGCGACCAAAUUUCAUGUUGCUAAGUGUAACCGGCUUCGGGUGAGUGGAAUUUUCCAAAACUUCCCAAACUGCUCCUCACGAGAACAUGAAAGGAUCGGCUUAGCUGAUCAAGAAGAAACACAAGUUGGUCGUUAAACACUGGAUGUUGUUUUCUUACCAUGUGACCCAUUUACUCACACAACAUACACACACACACACUAAGUAGGAGCACAAUUACAGGAAGUGACCACAAUGAUGAUGGCGAUGAAGGCGGCCCCCCCGAAAUGGAGCAAAACAUCCUCCUCCUCAUCACCGCCCGCUAAUCUGUAUUGAUCUCCCGCCGCGUUUCCUGCGUUCCCGUCUUUGCCAUUACCGCCAUUGUUGCUGCCCGUGCUAAGCUAACGCAAAUUUGACGGCCACGUCACCCCCCCCUCCCCCCCAACCUCACCGUGCAAUACUUUGUGUACGCGACACUGUUGGUUAAUUAGCAGCCCCGAAAGUGUUUAAAGAUUGUAUAUUCAUUAUUUAUUAUUGUUUUUGUAUGCAAACUGUGACUAUAGUUAUAUUUUUCCCACCACUAUAGGUUGUGUACAAUCACUGUCGGUACGUUUUGAUUGUAAUUACUUUAUGCCUGCCAUGUGACUGAUUUUUAUUUCAGUUUUUUUUAUUUUUUAUGCUGAGAUUCAAUUCCGUUGGUGACGGUUAAAUAAAAUGAGGCGACAACUUGA
Molecule: messenger RNA, 6429 nt
Organism: Hippocampus comes (tiger tail seahorse)
Lineage: Eukaryota; Metazoa; Chordata; Actinopteri; Syngnathiformes; Syngnathidae
Gene: tmtc3
Product: transmembrane O-mannosyltransferase targeting cadherins 3
Exons: 14
Coding region: 158-2869 (903 amino acids)
Biological process (GO): protein O-linked glycosylation via mannose
Cellular component (GO): endoplasmic reticulum
Molecular function (GO): protein binding; mannosyltransferase activity
Source: RefSeq, a predicted model, not a curated record